AUGUGCACUGACAACUGUGCCAAGUGCCUGGGGGUCGCCCUCCUUUCCCUCUCCACAGUUGCCUUCCUGUGUAACAUCCUGCUAUUUUUCCCUGGAGGAAAAGAGAUAGGCAACAUCGACAACCUUUCCCAGGAGGUUUUGUUAUUUGGAGGAAUAUUAGGGAGCGGGUUCCUGAUGCUCUUCCCCGCUAACAUGUUCUUGGACCUGAAGUACAAUGACUGCUGCGGGUGCUGUGGCACCAAGAGCUGUGGAAGAAGAUUUGCGAUGUUCUCCUCUAUAAUAUAUGCUGCGAUUGGAUUCUUGGGUGCUGGGUACUCAUUCAUCAUCUCAUUCAUCUCAAUCAGGAAGGGUCCUAAAUGCCUCAUGGACAAUAACAAAUGGGGCUACCCCUUCCACAACGGGGAUUACCUCACUGACAAAUCUUUGUGGAGCAAGUGCCUGGAGCCUGAGAAUGUGAUUUCCUGGAAUCUGAACCUCUUCUCUAUCCUGCUGGUCGUAGCAGUGAUCCAGAUAGUUCUCUGUGCCAUCCAGGUGGUCAAUGGCCUCCUGGGGACCGUGUGUAUAAACUGCUGUAAGGGAUAUAGACGAAUUUAA
Molecule: messenger RNA, 594 nt
Organism: Phyllostomus discolor (pale spear-nosed bat)
Lineage: Eukaryota; Metazoa; Chordata; Mammalia; Chiroptera; Phyllostomidae
Product: transmembrane 4 L6 family member 4-like
Exons: 5
Coding region: 1-594 (197 amino acids)
Cellular component (GO): membrane
Source: RefSeq, a predicted model, not a curated record